Molecule: messenger RNA, 3119 nt
Organism: Cherax quadricarinatus
Lineage: Eukaryota; Metazoa; Arthropoda; Malacostraca; Decapoda; Parastacidae
Gene: Sbds
Product: SBDS ribosome maturation factor
Biological process (GO): cytosolic ribosome assembly; ribosome biogenesis
Source: RefSeq, a predicted model, not a curated record
CUAAAUGAUGUUGAGCAGGUGAACGAGGCCUCAGCCAGACCACCUCAGUGGUGACACUUGUGUUAUAUUGAGGAAAAACUUGAGUAUUUGUGUUUGUUGUAUCUUGGUAGCCUCUGACAGGCAGGAUGAGUAAGGGCGGAGGCAAGAUCUUCACUCCUACUAACCAGAUCCGUCUGACUAACAUAGCGGUGGUGCGUAUGAAGAAGGGUGGGAAGAGGUUUGAGAUCGCCUGCUAUAAGAACAAGGUUCUUAGCUGGCGUCAGAAGAUAGAGAAGGACAUAGAUGAAGUACUGCAGAGUGAAACUGUCUUUACCAAUGUUUCCAAGGGUCAAAUUGCCAAGAAGGAAGAGUUGAUCAAAUGUUUUAACUCUGAGGACCAGAAACAGAUUUGCUUGGAGAUUUUGGAGAAAGGGGAGUUACAGGUUUCUGAUAAAGAGCGACAGGCAGGCCAAGAGGCUUCCGUUAAGGAAAUUGCAGCAAUUGUGUCAGACAAGUGCAUAAAUCCAGAGACAAAGACUCCAUACACAGUUUCCAUGAUUGAGAAUGCAAUGAAAGAUAUUCAUUUCUCACUGAAUCCCAAGCGUAACAACAAGCAGCAAGCUCUUGAUGUUAUUAAACAACUGGCAGGGAGGAUUCCCAUUCAACGUGCCCAGAUGAAGGUGCAAGUGACAAUCCCUGGUAAAGAUGCCAAAAAGUUGAAAGAGAAAGUUAUAUCAAUGAUAAAAGUUGAAAGUGAAACAUUUGAUCCUGAUCUAAAUAUAGUGGGCCUCAUUGAUCCAGGUCAUUUCCGCACCAUUGAAGAAACCAUCACUUCUCAGUCAAAGGGUCGAGCCAAAAUUGAGGUGAUGAGCUUAAAAGAUGUUAGUGAUGCUGGAGAUUUGUCCUUAACAUAGUCGUCUUGAUAUUCUUGAGAGAUGCAUUAUCUUGCUCUUAUUUAAGUUUGUACAGACAUGUUUGCAGGUUCCAGAAGGGAUUGAUGUCUACAAACUACCUGGUCAUUGGAAUUCAAGCUUUUUCAUUUUUAAAGCUUGUGAAAGCUGCAUUUUGCUAAAAUAAAGACAAAUCAUUUUUUUUCAUAUAUCUAUAGAUAGGGAGAUGAUUAUCCUUUACAUUACAUAUAAAAAGUAAUGUAUACUGUAUACAUAAUUAGGAAAAUUUGUUGAGCUUUUGUUUUGAGUAUUUCUUGUGUUGCAAGCUUAAUAAAUUACUUUUUCUUUACAAUUUCGUUGAUAUAAGUUGCAUUAAAAGAUCUUUUUUGUUAAGUCAGGAGAGUUAUUAACAUUGUUUGACUGGAGUGAAUAAACUAUUUUAUAUACACACUAUUACAGUAACAUGAUACUGUAUUUUGAGAUGUAACACAAAUCAUUGUUAUCAUUCUGUAGGGAUGGCAAGCGAUUGACAAUUUAGGGUAAUGCACAGUGCACUUGCAUUUUUGCAAAAGCUUGUGUCUUACUAGUGGAGGUAUGUACCAGUAUGUUUUGCAAAAGUUAUCUCUGCAUUUUUCUUCUGGAGUACAGUAACAUACAAGUUAUUUUAUGGUUAUUUUAUAUAACCAGACUUGAGUCAUGGAAAUGGGAAGUACAAUGCCUACACUCUAAAGGAGGGGUUUGGGAUAUUGGCAGUUUGGAGAGAUAUAUUGUGUAUUUUUAUACGUAUAUACUUCUAAACUGUUGUAUUCUGGGCACCUUUGCAAAAACAGUGAUUGUGUGAGUGAGGUGAAAGUGUUGAAUGAUGAUGAAGCCCUUGUGGCUUAGCGCUUCUUUUUGAUUAUAAUAAUAACGAAUGAUGAUAAAAGUAUUUUCUUUUUGGGGAUUUUCUUUCUCUUUGGGUCACCCUGCCUUGGUGGGAGAUGGCUGACUUGUUGAAAAAAAAAAAGUUUUUUUUUUAUAAUUCAUCCCUGAACUUUGUGUCAUUAUUUGCAUUAUAAAACCAGUGCUAGUAGUAUACCUGGAGAGGGUUUCAGGGGUCAACGCCCCUGCGGCCCGGGCUGUGACCAGGCCUCUAUUUAAUAAAAUUUUUGAUAAAUUUUUUUUCGACAAUCCGGCAGUAUCCCACCAAGGCAGGGUGACCUAAAAAGAAAAACGAAAGUUUCUCUCUUUUAAAUUUACUAAUGUAUACAGGAGGAGGAGUUACAAGUCCCUUACUCCUGGCAUUUUAGUUGAUGUACUACAUGCAUGACUUAAAGAAAGAAUUCUGUUCCACUUCCCCAUGGAGAAUAAAUUUUGAAUAGUUAUUGAAUUAUUUAUAUAUGGAAUAAAUCUAUUUCACUAUGAAACAUUACUAAAAAAUUUACAUGGAAAAAUAUACUCUGUAUUACAGUAGGCAGCUAAGAAAUGUAGCAAGAAAGUAGAAAAGUGCAUAAGAGAGUUAAAAAGAACAGAAGGAAAUGUAUCGUUAUUGUAUUGAUUUUGUAAAUUAUGGGGCUGUUUGUAGGCAAAACAAAAGUGAGACACUUUUCCAUCAAAAAAAAAAAAUCCAUGUCAGAAAGUUCCAAUUAUUUGCUCUAUGAUUCUAGGUUAUCUUAUUUCAGUUUUAUGUCUGGCGGUAUUUAAAAGUACUGUACUACUGUGUUUUGAAAAGUGUUUAAACAGAUUUUUAAGUUUCAGCCAUCACUAAUUUCAUAUUUAUACCAGCAUUUAAGACAGGUUUAUAUGAAUUUGAUGUUUGUGUACAGGCAGGCCCCGCUUUACAGCACUUUGCUUUGCGACGUUUUGCACAACGGUUUCCAAUUAUACCCAUUCUUCAUUUAUUCAGACUUCCUACAAUAAAUAUAUUCACCAUUCACUAAAAACUAAGGAUGAAAAUUAUUUUAAAGGAAUGUGUACACUGUAUAUGCAUUUUUCAGGUAUAGCUCUGUUACUCACUUAAUAUAUGAUAGUGUAAACAUGUUAUCAGGCUUUUAUAUGCAUUUGAAAGUAAAAAAAAAAAUUGCUGUGUUUCAGUAGCCUGGAACCUAACCUGCUAUAUAAGUGGGGCCCUCCUGUAUUUGUGAUGUCAUCAGUCCAUCCAUUAAUGGCUUUCACUCUCUAGAGAAAGUUAAUUAUUUAAUGUUAACACUUUAUUGAAGAUUUUGUUUAAAGUUAAAUUAAGACUGAAUAAAAAUUAACAUAUUUAUAAAA